This is a messenger RNA of Trematosphaeria pertusa, 1023 nucleotides long. RefSeq lists its product as uncharacterized. Gene Ontology annotation, molecular function: protein binding. The record is from RefSeq and is a predicted model, not a curated record. Bases 1 to 1023 code for a protein of 340 amino acids. The transcript has a single exon. Lineage: Eukaryota; Fungi; Ascomycota; Dothideomycetes; Pleosporales; Trematosphaeriaceae.
AUGGGAUGGCAGGACCGCCUCAUUUUCCAUCGUGAUUUCGCAUACGCCGCCAGACGAACACGAAUGGCGCACGGCAACAUUGGCGAUGUGCCAGCUGCAACCUAUGCUGAGUACGUACCAGCUCCACUACAGCCCCCUGAUCACCUGCAAGACGGCGCAUCCGAUUCUCCAUCAGAUAUGGUAGCUUCCUCAGCUGAGGAACCGCAUGCGCCGUCCGAGGGAGCGUCGCAAUGGCCGCCUGAAGCUGUCGCGCCGUGUACGAGAAUCCGGCUGCGCCCAGCCCUGGCGCAUAGACUCUAUUCCCACCGUCUCCAUGUGCGUGCAAAAGCUAAGCUGCAACGCGAUAGACUCCUCUCCGGCCCAAUGCUAGAUAUCUACGUCGGCGAAGAAAGGCGGCACUGGUCGCUGCACCGCAACCUCCUAUAUCACCACUCCGAACUACUCGAGUCCGAGCUCCGUGGCGAUGGCAAGAAGCAGCAGGAUAAGCUGGAGCUCCCGCAGCACGAUCCUGCGGGCUUCGAGCUGCUUGUCAAAUGGCUCUACCAGGGCAAGCUCGACGAUGUCUCCGAUAUGGCGGAUGCGAACCAGAAGUACGACUACGCCGUCGCCUGCCACAAGCUCUACCUCCUGUGCGAUCGCUUCGACAUGGCGCAGCUGAAGAACGUCGCAAUGGAUCAGUAUCGCAAAGGCCUCAACGAGGCCGAGCUUGUCCCAGAUGCGGAGGAGAUCGACGAGAUAUACCGCACGAGUCCGACCGGGUCGCCAUUCCGCCGCCUCAUGACCAGAAUCGCGGCGCGACAAAUCAUGGACCCUGAUAGCGAGAGGGACGUCGAGACCUAUCGGCAGUGCUUCGAACACAAUCAAGAUUUUGCCGUCGAUCUGGUCAAAGCCAUCAAACACGGGACUGGUGGUAUGUUGUUCGAUGAUCCUACGGACCCGGGCAAUGAGUGCGACUAUCACGACCAUGAAGCUGGUCCGAACUGCCACAUCAGAGGCAAAGGCAAGGCGAAACAAGGUAAAUAG